Drosophila rhopaloa is the source of this 3351-nucleotide messenger RNA. RefSeq lists its product as uncharacterized. Bases 1 to 3351 code for a protein of 1116 amino acids. The transcript is spliced from 2 exons. Lineage: Eukaryota; Metazoa; Arthropoda; Insecta; Diptera; Drosophilidae. The record is from RefSeq and is a predicted model, not a curated record.
AUGGCUGACGCUGAAGCUAAAGCUGCCUUGACAAAGUUUGUGGCUGUGACCGAUAGGGUCAGUCAGUUCGAAGCCAGGGUCAAUACCCCAACAGACCCACCUCCGUCUGUUCACACUAACAAGGUCAGACUUCAGCAGAUACAAGCUCUUUGGGACAAGGUAGAGAAAGAGUACGAGACGUCAUCUGAGGUUCUUUCCUUAGUAGAUAGUACAGACACGAUGGAAGUCAUGCAAGCCAAGUAUGACUACUGCUAUUCUGUUUUUGAAAGAUGCGCUGCAACACUAAACGAAACGAUUGAAAGAGCUAGCGUUCAACCGAUUCAUGAACCGCCCACACCGGUGCCUCUGCCUAGUGGAUGCCGCGUCCCUCCAAUAGACUGUGAAAUUUUCAGUGGCGACUAUGUUCAUUGGCCGACGUUUCGAGACCUUUUUUCCGCCAUCUAUGUCGAAAAUCCGAGGCUUUCAGGCGUUGAAAAGUUGUUCCACCUCAACUCGAAAACGAGUGGAGAAGCAAAGUCUAUUGUGGCAUUAUCACCAUUGACUAACGAAGGUUUUGCGUCCGCAUGGGGAAAUCUGCAGACUCGUUUCGAAAACAAGCGACUGCUCGUCAACAGCCAGCUAAAGAUCCUGUUUAGUCUCCCCACUGUUUCCCAAGAGUGUGGCAAUUCCCUUAAGCACCUGGAGAGCACUGUCCAAGGUUGUUUGACAGCCCUGAAAAUAGCAAAAGUAGACAUAACAAACUGGGACUGUCUUCUCGUCUUCCUGUGCUCCUCAAAGCUGCCGAAGCUGACGUUGGCUCUGUGGGAACAGUCCCUCCUCAACCCAUCCGAGAUUCCAGGGUGGGAAGAAUUCAAGACCUUCUUACAAGGUCGUCAUCGAACCCUGGAGGCAAUUGAAGAAUUUAAACCUACUUUGACCACUCAAUCCAGAGCCCCACGUCCUGAAGGUGGGCCGCGGAUUAUCCAUAACUUUGAAAAUAGGGUCACCGUAAAUCCACAGUCGUGUAAACUUUGUCCAAGGGAGAACCAUCCGAUCCGUCUGUGUCCCCAGUUUUUGAAUAUGUCGGUUGCCGUCAGGGAACAGUGUAUUAAACAACAGAAACUCUGUCUGAACUGUUUUGCAAGAACCCACAUGUUGAGAGACUGCACGAGUACGCACAAUUGCUACACGUGCAAAGGUCGCCACAAUACUCUCCUCCAUCGCGGCGGCCCUCCACAACUCCAGUCAGCAUCCGAACCUGACCUCCAGCCAGAAAUACAGUCCACUCCGUCGAACGUCCAAACGUACCUCGCCGUGAACACGCAAGGGGUCCUCCUGAGUACGGCGCUCAUAGAAAUCUGCCACUUGGGCAUUAGGUACUCAGCACGUGCCUUAAUUGACUCCGGAUCCGAGGCGACCUUUAUUUCAGAACGGUUAUUCAACCUAAUUAAGUUCCCCUACGAAUCCAUACAAGCUCAAGUUUCGGGAGUAAACCAAACUGUUGCUGCUCAACCACGUAAGCGCUGCCAAUUCCAUAUAGGCUCCCCCAUUAAGCCACAAAUCCAAAUCGAAGCGUCUGCAUAUGUGCUACCACAUUUAGCCGGAAAUCUUCCAUCCUAUACGAUACCCGAAGGGUCGUUGAGGGACCUCCCUCCCAUCCAAUUAGCAGAUCCGAAUUUCUACCAGAGUUCGCAAAUUGACGUGCUCAUAGGCGCCGAUAUCCUUCCGUCGAUCAUUUUAGGCGGCUUCCAUUCAAAUGUUUGCGGAACACUCCUUGGCCAAGAGACCAUAUUCGGGUGGAUUCUUUGCGGCCCAAUCGCGAAGAAUCCCACUAACAGAAUAUCUUCCUUCUCAGCACGGUUGUCUGUCACCGAAUCUCAACUAGACGGUAUCCUCACCAAGUUCUGGGAGGUGGAGGAUGUUCCAGUGAAGCCGGGUAAGGAAUCCAGCUCGGUGUGUGAAAAUAAUUUCCAGCAAACCACCACAAGGGAUAAAGAAGGAAGGAAUGAAGUACGGCUGAGUAAAAACGCUCUUUUGAGAAAGCAGUAUAACUCAGUUAUUCAGGAAUAUUUAGAUUUAGGUCAUAUGCACCUAGUCUCUCCAAAUGACGACUCCAGCAAUUUUUACUUGCCGCACCACGCGGUUUUCAAGCCAGACAGUACGACCACAAAGGUUCGCGUGGUGUUUAACGCCUCCAAUAAAUCGUCAAACGGGUACAGCCUAAAUGAUAUCCUUCAUACAGGUCCGGUACUGCAAUCUGAUUUAACCACCCAGAUCCUCAAAUGGCGUUUCUUUAAAUACGUCUUCAAUGCUGACAUCACUAAGAUGUAUCGGCAGAUUCUCGUCCAUUCCGAUCAUACACGUUUCCAAAGAAUCCUGUUCCGCGAUAAAGAGGGAAAACUCUGUGAUUAUGAGCUCAACACUGUCACUUUCGGCGUUAACUGUGCCCCUUUUUUGGCCAUACGCGUGCUUCAACAACUGGCUCAUGAUGUACGUGACCAAUAUCCUUUGGCAAGUGACAUAAUUUCUAGUUUUAUGUAUGUCGAUGAUGUUUUAGCCGGCACCCACACGCAGCAGUCCGCUAUUUCAGCCAUCAAAGAGCUCCGCGGUGCCCUAGAGAGUGCGGGCUUUCCACUGCGCAAGUGGACCUCAAACGAGAAGAAACUUUUACAGGGCAUUCCAAAGGAACACUUGAUUAGGGCCGACUUUCUGGAAUUGGAAGACGCCAGUAUGGCAAAAACUCUGGGAAUCCGUUGGCAUGCGACAUCGGACAGUUUCCUCUUCCUGCCGAUGGAUAUUUCUCUCCAAACAACCUACACCAAACGAGAGGUUUUAUCCCAGAUAGCCAAACUGUUUGACCCAGCAGGAUGGUUAUCGCCAUUUAUUGUUCGGGCAAAAAUGCUCAUGCAAGAAAUUUGGUUGCGGGAGUUAAGCUGGGACCAGCCUCUUCCGACUGAUCUUGUCACAAGGUGGCGUAAUUUUCUUGAGGGGUAUCAGACUUUGAAAGAAGUUCGCAUCCCAAGAUGGGUAAGAUUUCAUCCAGCAGCAAAACUGCAGUACCACGGGUUUUGCGAUGCAUCGCAGAGCGCCUAUGGUGCUGCCAUCUUUGUUCGCGUCGAAACGACUGAUGGCUGCUUCACCCACUUGCUUUUGUCCAAAACCCGAGUUGCUCCAGUAAAGUCCCUUUCCAUACCGCGAUUAGAGCUGUGCGGUGCGGUGCUUCUCUCCGAACUCGCCGCAGCAGUUCUCUCCGAAAUGCCUCCUACUCAGUAUGAUACAUAUUAUUGGACAGACUCCACGAAGUCUUGCAUGGCUAAGCAAGCCAGCAUGCACUUGGACUACAUUCGUUGCCAACAGAGUCGCGAAAGUUGA